Molecule: messenger RNA, 1161 nt
Organism: Fibroporia radiculosa
Lineage: Eukaryota; Fungi; Basidiomycota; Agaricomycetes; Polyporales; Fibroporiaceae
Exons: 6
Coding region: 1-1161 (386 amino acids)
Source: RefSeq, a predicted model, not a curated record
AUGGCUCCUCUGACACGCGGCCACUAUUCUGUCAAGAUAACCGUGAAGGAAAUGGACGUUGAGUACGCGAUGGACGUCGAGUCGUACGACGAUGGCGUGUAUAGAUGUGGAGAAAUGCUCCUUCGUGAACCUGACCUCACCGGCGAGACACGCAUCGAUAUCUCAGUGUGGUCUGUGAUAGAAUACUUAAACUACUCACAUGAACAUCGUAUAGCAAUGGGAUCAAUUUUAUGCGACAAUUUGCUAAACGCGAUCACUCCUUUCGAAGUUCCACUGAAGGAAGUACAGCACUCCAAAAUGUCCGGAAGUUUGACCAAACCAUUGUCCAUGCUGGUUUGCCCACAUCCCCCACAAUCAUCGCCCACAGCUUUGCAGAUCUCGUUACCUGUUCCACUUUGGUCAAGUCCGAUGCGUGAGAUGGCCUCGCACACGCCGGCUGAGCUGCAUUUUAUUCAACAUCAGGGUGCGACACACCGCAUACGUGAAGAAUUUGCGCAGAGCACGAAUGUAAAUGAAUAUUCCGACUUGAACCAAUUGAGAAGGAGACUCGUGCAGACUGAAGAUCAUGCUGAAGCAUGGCCGCUCACGAUUGCACGCGUAGAGUCUGAUAGUGAAAGCGAUACGUCAGAAUUCCAUCGGAGCAACUACUUUAUUGAUGACGAGGAAGACGGCGAGGACGACAACGACGGCCCCCCGAAGGGGGUGUUUGCAAUUAGUCCACCUGAAUCACCUGCCUGUCUAACUAUCAACGCUAUUUAUACUUCCCCUACCAUAGCGAUCGAGCGCACGCGUGGUCAGGCCGAGAGUGCUCGGGCACUGUUGGGAAAAUGGGUCGAGUCAUUCAGUCCGCUGCGGGAAUUGCGCGAAGCCACACAACUAGAUGACUAUCAGGCGGUCCUAUCGCGGCUUCUGCAGGAGUGGUCUGUCACAGGAGGUUCGCUCGUGGCUCUGUUAGCGAUCAAUGCGGCUGUAUUCGGGUAUGCUAGCAUCGGCGUGCUCUUUGCUGUGGAUGGUGUCGCGCGCCAUCUCGUCGCGUUCGGAGCGAUCGUCGCAGGUUUGGGACUCAUGUCCGACGCCGUGCUCUACUUUCAAUACAGCAGUGCGACUCCAGAACAAUUCAAGGCGAGUUACCUUGGUUUGCUGUCGACCUUGCGAUGCUGA